ACGGCGCCUGGCGUGCAGUGCGGCCUAGUCGGGUCAGGUCUGGUCUGGUCCGUCUGUCUGUGCCCGGGUUUGUGCUCAGUCAUCGCGGCCGUGAGGGCGCUGGUCUAGUCGCUGGGUUUGUGCCCAGUCAUCGCGGCGGUGUGAGCCGAGCCGGCAGCCCGAACCAGGCCUCUCUCCCACCCCCACCCACACACACCGUCCCCAUGAAGGACACGACGGGGAAGCACAAGCCCAAGGAGGCGGCGGCGCUGGAGAAGGAGAAGGAGAAGGCCAAGGCCGCCGGCGGAGCCCCGGCCCCCGACGUGGAGAUGAAGGACGUGUCCGCCGAGCCCGACAGCGAGCCGGCCGAGCCCGUGGAGAAGAGCCAGAAGGAGCUGGACCUGCUCACGCUGGAGGAUAUCAGAGAGCACGUGAAGCAGAUUGAGAAAGCCGUGUCCAGUAAAGAGCCACGCUUUGUGCUGCGGGUCCUCCGUACACUUCCUUCAACCUGCCGCAAAUUGAACCCCACCGUCCUUUACAAGGCCAUCAAUGGCUUCUUUGUGUCCAGCACUUCGACGCGAGAUCUCCUGCUGGCUUUCCUCGAGGAGCCGAUGGACACCGAAGGAGAUGUGCAGUUUCGUCCUCGAACUGGAAAGGCAGCCUCAAUACCUCUGCUGCCUGAGGCAGAGGCUUAUCUGCAGCUUUUACUCGUCAUUUACUUGACAAACAACAAAAGAUACACUGAUGCACAGAAAUCCUCUGAUGAUCUGAUGCAAAAGAUUGCAGCUCUGAACCGCCGCGCUCUUGACUUGGUUGCAGCAAAAUGCUAUUACUACCAUGCUCGUGUCUAUGAAUUUCUAAACAAACUUGAUGCAGUAAGAAGCUUCCUGCACUCACGUUUGAGGACAGCCACCCUACGCCAUGAUCAUGACGGACAAGCCACUUUGCUGAACCUGUUGCUGAGAAACUACCUGGUGUACAAUCUGUACGAUCAAGCUGAGAAGCUCGUCUCUAAAUCCAUUUUCCCGGAACAAGCUAAUAACAACGAGUGGGCGAGAUACCUUUAUUACACUGGUCGUAUUAAAGCAAUUCAGUUGGAAUAUUCGGAGGCAAGGAGAACACUGACCAAUGCUCUACGAAAGGCACCGCAGCACACUGCAGUUGGCUUCAAACAGACAGUUCAUAAGUUGCUGAUUGUUGUGGAGUUACUUUUGGGUGAGAUCCCGGACAGGCUGCAGUUCCGACAACCGUCUCUCAAGAGGUCCCUGAUGCCAUACUUCCUGCUGACUCAGGCCGUGCGCACUGGCAACUUGGCAAAGUUCAACCAGGUUUUGGAGCAGUUUGGAGAGAAGUUUCAGACUGACGGCACCUACACGCUGAUCAUCCGCCUGCGGCACAACGUGAUCAAAACAGGUGUAAGGAUGAUUAGUUUAUCUUAUUCCCGCAUCUCCCUCAACGACAUAGCACAGAAGCUCCAGCUGGACAGCCCUGAGGAUGCUGAGUUUAUCGUUGCCAAGGCCAUUCGUGACGGAGUGAUCGAGGCCAGUAUUAACCACGAGAGAGGAUACGUACAAUCCAAAGAAACCAUCGAUAUUUAUGGCACAAGGGAACCUCAGCUGGCCUUCCACCAGAGAAUCUCCUUCUGUCUGGAUAUCCACAACAUGUCUGUCAAAGCAAUGCGAUUCCCACCCAAGUCAUACAACAAAGACCUGGAAUCAGCAGAGGAGCGGCGAGAGCGAGAACAGCAAGAUCUAGAAUUUGCUAAAGAGAUGGCAGAGGAUGAUGAUGAUGGAUUCCCAUGAUGCGUCGGACGUUAAUUCUGAGGCAUUUGAAAAACUACAAAUAGUAGAGAUAAAUAAAACCAGAAUCGUGACAUUAAAAUACGGUGGAAGCCCUUUAAUAGACUCAAGUCUGUCAGCAUGUUUGAGGUUGAGAGUGUUUAUACUCUGUCCAGGUUUUACUUAUAUUUACCUGCUUUUAUUUCUCUUCAUUCACGGUUGUUUCCCUAGGAAUAUCUACCUUUGUCCCUUUAUACCUUGUAAACAAUUACAUGAUAAAUUUAUGGUCAAUAAAAGUAAUAUCACAAA
Molecule: messenger RNA, 2066 nt
Organism: Leucoraja erinaceus (little skate)
Lineage: Eukaryota; Metazoa; Chordata; Chondrichthyes; Rajiformes; Rajidae
Gene: psmd3
Product: proteasome 26S subunit, non-ATPase 3
Exons: 12
Coding region: 204-1781 (525 amino acids)
Biological process (GO): ubiquitin-dependent protein catabolic process; regulation of protein catabolic process
Cellular component (GO): proteasome complex; proteasome regulatory particle, lid subcomplex
Molecular function (GO): protein binding; enzyme regulator activity
Source: RefSeq, a predicted model, not a curated record